Molecule: messenger RNA, 2004 nt
Organism: Otolemur garnettii (small-eared galago)
Lineage: Eukaryota; Metazoa; Chordata; Mammalia; Primates; Galagidae
Gene: GSN
Product: gelsolin
Exons: 14
Coding region: 57-1988 (643 amino acids)
Biological process (GO): actin polymerization or depolymerization; actin filament severing; barbed-end actin filament capping
Cellular component (GO): actin cytoskeleton; cytoplasm
Molecular function (GO): actin filament binding; phosphatidylinositol-4,5-bisphosphate binding
Source: RefSeq, a predicted model, not a curated record
GAUCCUCGACCCAGAGGUCGAGGCUGCCGACUGGGUGCGCUGCCGCUGUAGCUGCCAUGGCUCCGCACCGCUCCGCGCUCGCGCUGCUCAGCGCGCUGGUCCUGGCCCUGUGCGCGCUGUUGCCACCCGCCCGCUCGGCCACCGCGUCGCGGGGGGCGGCCCAGGCGCAGGCGCCGCAGGGGCGGGUGCCUACGGCGCAGCCCGGCAGCAUGGUGGUGGAACACCCUGAGUUCCUCAAGGCAGGGAAGGAGCCUGGCCUGCAGAUCUGGCGUGUGGAGAAGUUCGACCUAGUGCCCGUGCCCACCAACCUCUAUGGAGACUUCUUCUCGGGUGAUGCCUACGUCAUCCUGAAGACGGUGCAGCUGAGGAAUGGAAAUCUGCAGUACGACCUCCACUACUGGCUGGGCAACGAGUGCAGCCAGGAUGAGAGCGGAGCGGCCGCUAUCUUUACCGUGCAGUUGGACGACUACCUGAAUGGCCGGGCUGUGCAGCACCGGGAGGUCCAGGGCUUCGAGUCAGCCACCUUCCUCGGCUACUUCAAGUCUGGCCUGAAGUACAAGAAAGGAGGCGUGGCAUCGGGAUUCAAGCACGUGGUACCCAAUGAGGUGGUGGUGCAGAGACUCUUCCAGGUCAAAGGGCGGCGUGUGGUCCGUGCCACUGAGGUGCCUGUGUCCUGGGAGAGCUUCAACAAUGGUGACUGUUUCAUCCUGGAUCUGGGCAACGACAUCUACCAGUGGUGCGGUUCUGGCAGCAGCCGAUUUGAAAGACUGAAGGCCACACAGGUGUCCAAGGGCAUACGGGACAACGAACGGAGUGGCCGGGCCCGAGUGCACGUGUCUGAGGAGGGUGCUGAGCCCCAGGCGAUGCUCCAGGUGCUGGGCCCCAAGCCAGAUCUGCCUCCAGGUACUGACGACACAGCCAAGGAGGACGCGGCCAACCGCAAGCUGGCCAAGCUCUACAAGGUCUCCAAUGGCGCAGGCACCAUGACUGUCUCCCUUGUGGCUGAUGAGAACCCCUUCGCCCAAGGGGCAUUGAGGUCAGAAGACUGUUUCAUCCUGGACCAUGGAAAAGAUGGGAAAAUCUUUGUCUGGAAAGGAAAGCAGGCCAACAUGGAGGAGAGGAAGGCUGCCCUCAAGACAGCCUCUGAUUUCAUCUCCAAGAUGGACUACCCCAGGCAGACCCAGGUCUCAAUCCUUCCUGAGGGUGGCGAGACCCCGCUGUUCAAGCAGUUCUUCAAGAACUGGCGGGACCCAGACCAGACAGAUGGCCUGGGCUUGGCUUACCUGUCCAGCCACAUCGCCAACGUGGAGCGGGUACCAUUUGACGCUGCCACCCUGCACACCUCCACUGCCAUGGCUGCCCAGCAUGGCAUGGAUGACGACGGCACAGGCCAGAAACAGAUCUGGAGAAUUGAAGGCUCCAACAAGGUGCCUGUGGACCCUGCCACGUAUGGGCAGUUCUAUGGAGGUGACAGCUACAUCAUUCUGUACAACUACCGCCAUGGCAACCGCCAGGGACAGAUCAUCUACAACUGGCAGGGCGCCCAGUCUACCCAGGACGAGGUCGCUGCAUCUGCCAUCCUGACCGCCCAGCUGGAUGAGGAACUGGGAGGUACCCCUGUCCAGAGCCGUGUGGUCCAAGGCAAGGAGCCUGCCCACCUCAUGAGCCUGUUCGGCGGGAAACCCAUGAUCAUCUACAAGGGUGGCACCUCCCGUGAGGGUGGGCAGACGACCCCCGCCAGUACCCGCCUCUUCCAGGUCCGGGCCAACAGCGCUGGAGCCACCCGGGCUGUUGAGGUCAUGCCUAAGGCUGGUGCACUGAACUCCAAUGAUGCCUUUGUCCUGAAAACCCCCUCAGCUGCCUACCUGUGGGUGGGUGCAGGAGCCAGUGAUGCAGAGAAGACAGGGGCCCAGGAGCUGCUCAAGGUGUUGCGUGCCCAACCUGUGCAGGUGGCAGAAGGCAGUGAGCCAGGUAGGAGCUGGGGCUGAGCCGGUGGGAGGGAAG